ACGGAAUCUUCUCUCAUCAAAACACAGAGUCAUCAUCUUUCCUUUUUGUCCAUUUCUAGGAGGGAUAAAAAAAAAUAUACUUUGAACAAAUAGUUAUAGUUGUUAACUAUUUGUUUAAGGGUCAGUAUUUUGCUCCGACGUAUUCAUUGAAGUUAGAGAAUUAUUUUAAACCAACCCCACAAAUAAGGAGACAAAUUUUAUUUGUCAUUUGAGAUCCACUUCUUCGUCUCUAAGCCAUUCAUAACAGGAAGGAUCAUGAAGAUGAUAGUGGAAAGUAUUGAGAAGAAAUUUGAUGCAGAAGAAGUGAUUGAGGAUUUUGAAGCGUUGACCAAAAAUGCUGGAAGAAUUCAAGAAGAGACACUUCAAAAGAUUCUUGAAGAAAAUGGCGGAACUGAGUAUCUGAAGCAAUGGGGUCUGAAUGGAAGAACUGAUGUUGAGAGUUUUAAGGCUUGUGUCCCUAUUGUCACUCACAAAGAAUUGGAACCUUACAUUCAAAGAAUUGCUGAUGGUGAUCUUUCUCCUAUUCUUACUGGAAAGCCCAUUGAAACUAUCUCCUUGAGUUCUGGUACUACUCAAGGGAAGCCAAAAUUUGUACCUUUCAAUGAUGAAUUAAUGGAGUCCACCAUGCAGAUAUUCAAGACCUCUUUUGCCUUUAGGAACAGAGAAUUUCCAAUUGGGAAUGGGAAAGCUUUGCAGUUUAUUUACAGCAGCAAGCAGUUUAAAACUAAGGGUGGUUUGGCUGCUGGAACAGCCACUACUAAUGUGUAUAGAAAUGCACAAUUCAAGAAAACAAUGAAGGCAAUGUCUACCCCAUGUUGCAGUCCUGAUGAAGUAAUAUUUGGUCCUGAUUUUCAACAAUCUUUAUACUGCCACCUUCUCUGUGGUCUCAUUUUCCGCGAUGAAGUUCAAGUUGUUUCGUCUACGUUUGCACAUAGCAUUGUCCAUGCUUUUCGUACUUUCGAACAAGUAUGGGAAUCACUUCUUGUUGACAUAAGAGAAGGAGUCUUAUCGAGCCGAGUCACUGUUCCGUCUAUAAGAUUAGCCAUGUCAAAAUUGUUGAAGCCUGAUCCAGAACUGGCUGAUACAAUUCAUAAUAAGUGCGCAAAUUUAAGCAAUUGGUACGGCUUGAUUCCUGAACUCUUUCCGAAUACAAAGUACAUAUAUGGCAUCAUGACAGGUUCAAUGGAACCUUACUUGAAGAAACUGAGGCAUUAUGCAGGGGAAUUACCCUUAUUGAGUGCUGAUUAUGGUUCUUCUGAAGGAUGGGUUGGAGUUAACGUUAACCCAAAACUCCCCCCUGAGGUGGUUACUUAUGCAGUGUUACCAAAUAUUGGUUAUUUCGAAUUCAUUCCUCUCAGGGAAAAUUUCGAUGGAAUGGAGCAAGUAAAUGCUCCAGUGGGUCUGACUGAAGUUAAAAUUGGUGGAGAGUAUGAAAUUGUCUUCACCAAUUUUGCAGGUUUAUAUCGUUAUAGACUUGGUGAUGUGGUCAAGAUAAAAGGAUUCCACAACGGGACUCCAGAACUCCAAUUCGUCUGUAGAAGGAACCUUUUGCUGAGCAUUAACAUAGACAAGAACACCGAGAAAGAUUUACAGCUUGCCGUUGAAGCAGCAGCCAAGCACUUGGUAGAUGAAAAACUAGAAGUGGUGGACUUCACGAGCCAUGUCAAUGUCUCAGCUGAUCCAGGACGCUACGUGAUUUUCUGGGAAUUGAGUGGGGAAACAACCGAUGAAAUGUUGCAAGAUUGCUGCAACUGUCUGGACAAAUCGUUCGUCGAUGCAGGCUACGUGAGCUCCCGAAAAGUUAGUGCAAUUGGACCACUUGAACUGAGGAUUGUGAAGAGGGGAACAUUUCAUAAGAUAUUGGAUCAUUUUGUAGGAUUAGGAGGAGCAGUUAGCCAAUUUAAGACACCUAGAUGUGUUGGUCCAAAAAAUAGCUCAUUGAUACAAAUACUGUCUAGUAAUGUUGUUAAGAGCUAUUCCAGUACUGCUUUCUGUUGAAUUGUAUGUAUUUUUCCAGCUUUGUAGCCCUGCUUGGGCAUUCUUAUCUUAAUAAUAGUGUAACAUAUCUUGCUUCAAAAGCCCAGUUGUACAUGUA
Molecule: messenger RNA, 2095 nt
Organism: Lycium barbarum (goji berry)
Lineage: Eukaryota; Viridiplantae; Streptophyta; Magnoliopsida; Solanales; Solanaceae
Product: jasmonoyl--L-amino acid synthetase JAR6-like
Exons: 5
Coding region: 256-1998 (580 amino acids)
Cellular component (GO): cytoplasm
Molecular function (GO): acid-amino acid ligase activity
Source: RefSeq, a predicted model, not a curated record